CAGUCGCAAACACAAGUACUUCAAACUUUGGAGCAGCAAGCACCAUGUUUCUUAAGGCACUGCUUUUCAUCGGUGUUUGCAUCGCGAGUGCCCUCCCAUCCACUGCAGCGCUGAUCAAGGGCCACGACUUGUCCUCUGUCGGUAUCAUGGAGGCUUCUCAAGGAGCCAAAUGGAUCUCCACCUCGGGCAAGACGACGACGAUCGAGUCCAUUCUCGGUGGUGGUGGCAUGGACACCGUUCGACUACGCCUUUGGACAUCGGGCGACUACAACUUAACGUAUACUUUGUCAAUGGCCAAGCGGUUCUCCAAGGCCGGAUACAAGAUCUAUCUGGACAUGCAUUUCUCCGACACGUGGGCCGAUCCUACCAAGCAAGGAACUCCUAAAGCCUGGGACAGCUCGUCGAUUACCACGCUAUCUGCAGCCGUGAAAUCAUACGUGACUUCAACGUUAAAGUCCUUUACAAGUGCUGGUGUCAAUAUCGACAUCUUGUCGUUGGGUAAUGAAGUCACGUACGGGAUGCUUUGGCCAACGGGAAGGAUCUCUAACGGUGACUACAGCAAGUUCGCUACACUCUGGAAAGCGGCUCGUCAGGGUGUGACGGCUGCAGUCGCCGCUGGCACGAAGCAGCCCAAGGUCAUGAUUCAUAUCGACAACGGCUGGAGAUACAGCUCCGUCUCGGCCUUCUUCAAGGGGUUUUUCGCGACCGGCACCGUGACUACCAGCGACGUUGACGUCUUUGGGUUUUCGUACUACCCAUUCUACAAUACGGGCGCUACCAUCUCGGCACUCACGUCAUCUUUGACGCAGAUCGCCAACACGUACAAGAAGCCAAUUUAUAUUGCGGAGACGGACUGGCCGACGCAAUGUACGAAGGUCACGCUGAGUGCUUCCUACCCCGUGAAUGCACUGGGUCAACGUCAGUGGGUGGCUGCGGUCAUGAGUGUGCUCAAUGGUCUGCCAAACGGAUUGGGAGCUGGCAUUUUCUACUGGGAACCCGCGUACCUGACGGUUGCAGGACUUGGCAGUUCCUGUGAGUCUGCACUGCUUUUCAGUGCCAACUGGGCCAAUUGGCCGACGACGUACGCCACGGCGCUCUCGUCCGUCUACAUGUUUGCGUAAGGGUUCUCGGCAGACUCAACUGGGUCCCAGUCUGGGUCCCUCCUCGAAGCCGACCAGACCACGGGAAACGUGUCGAACCACCUUGUGGGCGGGCACAAGUAGUUGUGCCGCACAACUACUACAUGUAGUCUACUACUAGUAGUAGUUUCGAUUGUCUUUGUCAAUAUUCCCUUUGCUCA
Messenger RNA from Phytophthora nicotianae INRA-310, 1300 nucleotides. RefSeq lists its product as hypothetical. Gene Ontology annotation, molecular function: glucosidase activity. The coding region runs from base 45 to 1121 and encodes 358 amino acids. The record is from RefSeq and is a predicted model, not a curated record. NCBI's taxonomy places the organism in Eukaryota, Oomycota, Peronosporomycetes, Peronosporales, Peronosporaceae. The transcript is spliced from 2 exons. Gene Ontology annotation, biological process: pectin catabolic process.